Messenger RNA from Salvelinus sp. IW2-2015, 754 nucleotides. RefSeq names its product translocase of inner mitochondrial membrane 8 homolog B (yeast) (gene timm8b). NCBI's taxonomy places the organism in Eukaryota, Metazoa, Chordata, Actinopteri, Salmoniformes, Salmonidae. The record is from RefSeq and is a predicted model, not a curated record.
ACUUUCACGCUAUACUUCCGGUAUUGAUUGAACAUUUGCCGUUGUCGCAGAGUAGUGCUUUCUGUUGGACUCUUGCACGUUACAUUUUUUCAUAAUAUCUUGAUUGAUAAUAUGGCUUUUGACCUGUCCUCUGCCAGUGCGUCUGAAAAUGCUGAGGCCUCAGAACUUCAGAGGAUGAUAGCAGUCGAGCAACAGAAAGCUCAGUUUGAAGCACAGGUGCACACCUUCACCGARGUGUGCUGGGACAAAUGCAUGGAUAAGCCGAGCAGCAAGCUGGACUCCCGGACGGAGACYUGCCUGGCUAGCUGUGUGGAGCGCUUCAUUGACACCACCCUCACCAUCACAAACCGCUUUACUCAUAUGGCGCAGAAAGGGGGCAUGCAUUGACUCAACAGGGAGAAAAUGAAGAAAAGGGGUAUGCAUUGAUUCAUUCAGUCACCGAGACAGACUUUCAUCGGAGUAGGCUUGUCAGAUUCAACUCGACACUUCAGGGACAAGAUCAAAGGACCUGUGCAACGAUUAUCUUCUUGUCCAAUGACUAUGCUGAUCUAUUUUUAUUUUAUUACGUUUAUUUGGCAGGGACAAUGCACAACAAAAACAUAAGUCUCAUAGCACUGAGAAAUGAUGUCGCACCAGAUUUAGCUAAUAGCUACUUUCCAUCUGUAGUCCCCYGGCAGGUGAACAUGGAAACAUUAUACACAAAACAGACAUAAAUACAUCAGACAUGUAAAAAAAKAAAAAACAGAUGAGGACA